AUGAACUACGAUCUUCCCUCGGUUACCGAGCUCAAGCAGGCCGUCGAGAGCGGGCAACGUAUCACACGCGAGGACGUCUCGGUGAUCUCCCACGCCGAAAGUGCCCUGACUGGACGCGGGCCGCUCCGGGGCGGGCCAGCUGCCUUGGCCCAAAGCCUGGCGAUGCGGCAGAUGAACUUCGAUAACAAAGUCGACGAGGUGUCACGGAAACCACAGAGCCACAUCACGCAGAAUGAUGCCCGGGCGAUCCAGUCCAUAGAGGGUCGUGCAUUCAACAGGCCCCCCGGCAUCGGGUCUGUUACCGCACAAUGGCGGCAGAUCCCCCCCGUGUAUGUGACCAAAGACGAUGCUCGCAAGGCUCAGCGAGCCGAGGCCAUGCUCUAUGGGGGUUAUAUCUCGGGCCAGGGCAUGGCGGCCUCCAUGCAGAGCGCAGCCGACAAGAUCGACCACGUAUAUGGGAACCUGUAG
Molecule: messenger RNA, 468 nt
Organism: Penicillium maclennaniae
Lineage: Eukaryota; Fungi; Ascomycota; Eurotiomycetes; Eurotiales; Aspergillaceae
Exons: 5
Coding region: 1-468 (155 amino acids)
Source: RefSeq, a predicted model, not a curated record